Messenger RNA from Magnolia sinica, 1490 nucleotides. Its product is annotated as Holliday junction resolvase MOC1, chloroplastic. The record is from RefSeq and is a predicted model, not a curated record. The transcript has 5 exons. Gene Ontology annotation, molecular function: crossover junction DNA endonuclease activity. Lineage: Eukaryota; Viridiplantae; Streptophyta; Magnoliopsida; Magnoliales; Magnoliaceae. The coding region runs from base 147 to 809 and encodes 220 amino acids.
CAGCCUGCAGUAGAGCUCUCUCUCUCUCUCUCUCUCUCUCAGAGCAAAAUCUCACCGUCAAAUCCCACCCAAUUCCAAUCUAUUCAAUUCCCGAAUCCCAGCACUCCAAAAUCCCAUUUCAAACCUCUGCUUCACCAUCCCUUCCCAUGGCCGCAACCCUUUCCAACUCCUCACCAAAGCACCUCCUUCUUUCCCCCUCCAAUUCCAGACCCUUCUCUACAUUCCUAGCUAAUUUGAAAAUUACCCAUUUGCCCUUCCACGGCAGAAAUGUCAGAUGGUUGCCUGCGGCGACCCGUCUUCCUGUCUCGAAUUCUCAGCUCAAGGAGAAGUGGUUGGAUUCCCUUUCUUGCCCCUUUGUGGAAAGGGAUGGGGAUUUGGGAAUCGAUGGGGUGGUGACGCCUGGAAGCGAUGUGGGCCCCGAAUGGGUGGUCGGGAUUGAUCCUGAUGUUUCCGGUGCUCUGGCGCUCUUGAAAGUCGACGGUGAUUCAGGUGUCUCCGCCCAGGUUUUUGAUACUCCUCAUGUGAAAGUGUUGAUUGGCAAAAGAGUUCGAAAACGCCUAGACGCAAAGUCAAUUGUUGAAUUGCUUCGCAGUUUCAAGGCACCACUUGGAACUGCUGCAUACAUCGAGCAAUCAAACCCCUUCCCAAAAGAUGGCAAGCAGGAUGAUAGCAGGAAGGCUGCGUCCGUAUUAUUUCCAUCUCUUAGCCCCCUUUUAAAGAGGAAGAAGGAUCAUGGCAGGGCUGAGGCUCUCCUAAUUGCUGCCUAUGGGAAAGGCCUUAGAGUACCACCAGAGACCUGCAAUACGUAGAACUAGACAUCUUGGUAUGGUGGUUUUGGCAUGUUGCCUGGAUUUUCUUCACCACAGCAGCUUUUGAUCAAAUGGUAGGUGUUUCUUGGAAAGAGAAGGCAUGGGAAGAAGUGGAUAGUUCCAUGUUGGGGAAAGCAUGAUGGGGCAUAAAUGGGCUGGGCCAUGGUUUUGAUGCGGAUAUUUAACUUAUUGGCUUGGUCUUGUCUGUCGGGGCCCAUUCGAUUUCUUUUUUGUCAGCCCAUAUAGACCCUUAGGUAGUGGUGAAGUGAAUGAAGCAGCCAAAAUAUUCCAAUCACUCAGGUAGUUGCCUUCAGUGGGUUUCAAGCUUCAGAUUUUUUCUUUUCUUUUCUUUUCUUCCAUUGACUUCAAGUUUUCGAGUUGCGGCGCUAAUUUGUAUCAUUACAGUCUAAUUCAUCUCCCUUAAGAAAUGCUAGGGAUUAUCAGCAUGGAGUGAUCUAAUCCCUGACCCUGUGAAUGUGUAUUGCACUCGUUUUUCAGUAGGUACAAGUGGGGCCCUGGGUUGUGUGGUCCAAACCAUUGGCCUGAUGCAGCCACAUGCCUCUGAUUGGAAGACCUUAGCCACCAACUUGGGCCUCGUUUGAGUUGAAUGUGGACCAUUGAUGCAUUCCAUUUCUUUACAGUAUUUAGAGGAAGUUACAAAAGUUGGUGACUUGAAACUCA